This is a messenger RNA of Panicum hallii, 781 nucleotides long. RefSeq lists its product as uncharacterized. The transcript has a single exon. The coding region runs from base 114 to 419 and encodes 101 amino acids. Lineage: Eukaryota; Viridiplantae; Streptophyta; Magnoliopsida; Poales; Poaceae. The record is from RefSeq and is a predicted model, not a curated record.
UCGAUCGUGCCACACGGAGAUCGCAGCAGCCCGGCGAACGCUGCAGAUCGAGCGAGCCCAGCCUCCUUUAAUUUGCUGAUCACAUUCCACACAAAAACACACCAAUCCCAUCCAUGGCGGCCGGGAGGAAGCAGCAGCUCGCGAGCAGCGCGGCGGUGGCCGUCGCGCUGGUGGCCAUGCUGGUGCUGGUGGCGGCGGCGGCCGCCCAGGACUGCGGAGUCAGCAGGGACACGAUGAACAAGUGCAUGUCCUACUGCUUCAGCGGCGGCAACGCGGACGCGUGCUGCGGCCCGCUGACGGGCGGCGCCAACCUUGACUGCCUCUGCAAAAACUACUGGGGCAAGCUCCAGGCCAGCCCCAGCCUAGCCAAGUGCGCCAACAAGAUCAAGUCCAGGUGCGGCAUCAACAGGUCGUGCUAGGGGAUGGAUGCAUCGAUCGAUCUCGGAGCCAGCAGCCACACCGGGAUCUAUACGUACACAUCCCGGACUAAAUUGUUCUUCGAUUCAUAGAUGCUGAUAUGCCAUCUUUGUUGGUGAUGAUCAUCCGACCCGUUGCUCUGCUCUCCGUUGUUUGUGUUGUGUCUGUGUGCCUGUUUGUAGUCUUGUAUCGUACGCCGGUGCUAUAGAUGCGUCAUGUUUCCUCUUUGUUUUUUUUAUGAAUUUUGAGUCGCGUGCUUAUGAUCAGUGGAACUCGUGCGAACAAUUGGCGUAGUAUGUAUCUUGCAAUUGCAGCUCCACCGAGUUGCAUUCUGUGUAAUAAUAAGCUCAUUCUUCUGUGCUUC